GAUGACACUAAUGAUAAUGACAUUGGCAUGCUAUCGUCAAAUAUUUUCAUUUUGUUAAACAAGUAACCAUUAAGCAUAUAAUUUAUAAAAGUUGAUAAAGAAAAGGAUUGUAUUAUUAUGGUUUAAUUAUAACAAGAAUGGCGACUUGGAAUGGUUCUACAGAAACUGGAAUUUUAAGAAAAACAAAUCAAACAGAGAAUUUUGAUGAUCUUCUUGUGUUUGGAUAUGCUUGUAAACUUUUUAGGGAUGAUGAAAAAGCCCUUUUCAUUGAUCAGGGCAAGCAUUUAAUACCAUGGAUGGGUGAUGAUACGCUAAAGAUUGAUAGGUAUGAUGGUCGUGGUACCUUAUCUGACUUAAGGCAAUAUGAGGCUAGUAGAGAAGGAUAUGAUGCUACUAGAUGGUUGGGAUUAAGUGAGAAGGACAGAAAUGUUGAAGAAUUGUGUGAUAAGGAAAGAUACCAUUCCCUUAUUAUUAAUGAAGAAGAAGAACAAAUGUACAAAGAAGAGGAAUUGAAGCGACAGAAGACAAAUAUGUUCCAGUAUAGUUAUGAUGUUCCUCAAAAUCCAGAUAUUCAAGAAGAAGGUAUUCCUACAGUUCCUGAAGCAGAAGAAGAAUAUGUUCCUCCACCAAUUUUAGAUCUACCAGUGGAUAUUGAAUGGCCAAAUACAGUGAAGGAAAAUGCAAGAAUAGAGAAAACAGCAUUGUUUGUUUGCAAACAAGGACCACAAAUGGAAAUCCUUCUAAAGGCAAAACAGGCAGAUAACCCACAGUUUUCCUUUUUAAAUCAAGAUGGAAAGCUGUAUAAAUUUUAUAGACACAUUCUCUCAGCUUUUAAAAAUGGAAGAUACCAGGGAUAUGAAGCCCACACAAAAAGUAAAAACGAGAGCAUAUCAGAAAACCAGGACCAAGACUCCAACUCACAUUAUUUGCAUCCAAGUCUAGUAUCAUCUUCAACAGCUGAACCGGCGGGUACCACUGCCAAAUCGAUCCCGCAGAUACCAUACAAGCCGUCAGUGAACUGCGCUUACAGUCAACUGGUCAAUCGUAUCCAGGGUAACCAGGCGGAGAACCAAGAGACGCAGAAAAUACCGGAGUACGAGCAGAUGACUUAUGAGCAGCAACAAUACUACCAGUACUACUACGUGCAACAGUAUCUUGAGUACUACAAACAGCUGGCGCUACAUUAUCAAGGACAGGCUGGAAAUCCAGGGCAAUUCGUACCACCAGCAGAUUUCCAAAACUUGGAUCCGACUCUACAACAUUAUAUCCAACAAAUGGCGUACACACAGUACCUGCAACAGUUUCAACAAUCAAACAAUUCAUACGCACAAAUCGUAUCAAACGUAAACAAGGAAACAAAUCCCUACAUAGCAAAUGUACCUCAACUACCUCAGUUACCAGAAACGGUUAAAAAUCAAGAAGAUGAAAGAACAGUCACAAUUGUUGGUGAAAAGAAGAAAGUAGAAGUAAACAAACCUCUGCUUUCCCUCGCUGCCUAUGGAUCCGGCUCAGACAGUGAUUCUGAUGACAGCACAGAAAGCGACGAUAGAGAAGUACGAACUGUCACAAAAGUUGAAUCCACAGCAGCACCAACUGAUGAAACCAAAAUUGUCAUAGACAAGAUGGCGUUGUACGUUUCCAAAAAUGGAGAACAGUUUGAGGAUAUUGUUAAGGCUAAAAAUGACCCGAGAUUUGAGUUUUUACAAUCAAGCCAUAAGUUUUAUAAGUAUUAUAAAGAAACUCUAAAGCGGUUCAUGGACGAAAACAAUAAAAACGGACAAGAAAAACAAGAAACCAAUAAAGAGAAAGAGGUGGUGAAGAAGCCACCAAAAGAAAAAAAGGAAAGGAAAGUUAUAGCCCCUGUAAGCUUUUCUAUAAAAAAAGCCAAAGAAGAACUCCCCAAAGAGAUAAAAAGUGCUCUACCUAUCGAGGAAAGUAGUGAUGAAGAGGAACAGGCAUCAUCUGAAAAUACAGAAACACAAAAAUCCCCUACUCCUGCAGCACCCCAUUUAUUGAAAAAUAUUUUGUGGAGGAUUGGUGAUGUACAGAAACCGGUGAUUCCACCUAUACAAGUUCAAGAGAAUGCCUCCAAAAAUGAGGAACCUAAACAUGAAAAAAUUGUCUCCAAAAAUGAGGAACCUAAACAUGAAAAAAUUGUUUCCAAAAAUGAGGAACCUAAACAUGAAAAACAUGUCUCGAAAAAUGAUCAAAUAGGAAAGAAAAUUGUUAGUAUUAAUGAAGAUCCCAUUUUAGAAAUGAUGGAAUUUCUGGAUGGUGUAGAAAAGCAAGGUGCUAAAAAAGCCGAAGAUAAGGUUAAGGACAAAUUAGCAGCGGUUAGAGACAAAUUGUCUGUUGUUGCAACAAAAGAUAAAGCUCUUCAACUAGAACGAAAGAGAAAGGCUGCGGCCUUUUUAAAACUUAAGUCGGCCGAAACGAAUCACCAACCCGAAGAGAGAACUCCUGAGAGAACAGAGAAAGACAGAACAGAGAAAGAGAGGACAGAGAAAGACAUAACAGAGAAAGAGAGAACAGAGAAAGAAAAAACGCCGCUACGUAGGGAUUCUGACUGUAUAGAAGUGAUAGAGUUGGAUUCUGAAGAUUCUCCGCCCAAGAAAAAGAAGCACAAGAAGGAUAAGUACAAAGAUCGAGAUGAAAGUAGGUCGAGGUCUAGAGACAGAGAUCAUAAAAAAGAAAAGAAGAAACACAAAAACCGAGAUAAAAGGCGAAGUGAUAGUGAUGACGAGGAAGAUGAAAACAAAAAGAGGAAGAAAAAGAGGAAAAAAUCCCAUAAAAGAAAACAUUCAAAAAGUCGAUAUGAAUCUAAAUCAAAAAAGAAAUCUAAAAAACGUCAUAAGAAGUCUGAAUCAGAAAGUUCCAAUAGCUCUGAUAGCUCUUCAUGACACCGAAAUGAUUUUGUACAACGUUUGAUCAUGUUAUGCAAUAAAUCAAAUAGGUGACUUGGAGAACAACAAUUAGAAUGUUCAUUUUUAAUCUACAAAGUGUAAAAUCUGAAUGUCACACGAAAUUAAUGAAUCAAAGGUUAAAAUAAUGAUUAAAAUCCGCAUUGCUGAUUCUAAGUGAGGAUUUAAUCUCAUCAAAUUAUUGUUCAUGAAGAAGUUAUAGAAUUUUAUCAAUUUCUGAGUUUUAUCCUUUUAUCAGUAACUUUAUUAGCUGGAAAUGUCAUAACAACUAAUUCUACAUUGCACUAUAAAACAUUUUUCAGUAUUUUCUAGCAACACCCCAUCAUCAAUAGAUUUAAAACGCUAAUGCAGGUUUUCUUGAAACUCUCCUGUUAUUUUGUCGAAAACAGGGCCCUGAUUUUAAUUCAAAUUUCGACUCGAGUCGCAAUCACUAUGGGGACGUUGAAAUGCGACUGUGCGAGCCUUGUGGAUUUUAGUUGAACUAACGAAUGAUGUCACAAAAUAGCGACUUAUCGAAAUUAAUAGCGACUCCAAAAAAAUGGUUGAUAUUAUAAUUUCGAGUCGAAAUUAUUGUGACACGGACAUGAAUGGCAUGUCCGAAAGCGAGGUUAGGUUUAGUUUAGGAGAUGCGUUUUGUUUGUUUCUUGCAAGGAAAACUAAAGCAAAAGGUAUUAAUAUGGCUGGGUUUUAUGGAAAUUUGCUGGUUUUGGAGGAAUUAGAUAGAACAAUAUUAAAUUAGAAAUAUAAUAAUUGAGAAUUUCCACAACGUGAAUUAUCAACACAAUGAAAGAUGUAAGGUAAUAAUCUGGGAAAAUUAGUAUAAAACAAGGAAAAUUAUGUACCAGCUAUUUUAUUGCUGGACAUGCUGGAAUCAAAUCUUAAGAUUUCAUAUAUUAGUAAUAUAGCUAUGCAAAGUCCGCAGAAAGUGUGCUAUUUGGUUUAUAAACAAAUUAGCGCUCCGAAAUCUUUUUUUUCAAUUAUUGCUCUGUAAUUCAGAAGAUUUUAACGUUAAACCAAAAACACUCGCAUAAAAAUUCACUGUAAUUUAAUUCUGCACAUAGAUAUUUUUUUCCGAUUUCUUUCGGCGGAAAUUUUCCUCGAAAAAUUCGGGUUUUCCAAACAAAAUCUUUAAUUUUCAACUCAAAUUUUAGGGAAGUAAUUAUUUAUCAAUAAUUAAAUAACUUGGUGACAUAAAUCUUUUUUUGUUAUGAGUGUCUUGAAGAUAUAAAAAUUUGUAUGUACAAAGAGGACCGGAAUAAAACGGUAAUGGUCCAAAGCUUGAAAUCCUGUUGUUUAUAACUCUGUCGCAAAUGCCGGUCAAAUUUGACCGGUUAUACCUGGAACCACUCCUCGCAAUUCAAUUUUUUUUUCUUCGAAAGGGGCACAGAAGCCGUGCCCUUUUCAGCAGCGUUAACUUAAUUUAAUUUAAUUUAAUAUUUUCUGAGGGGUUCUAUUUGUUUAUAAGCCAAAAAAUUGUUUCUUUAUAACAUUCCUGAGACCGCUCAAAUAGUCCAAUUUCAAUUCUGUAAAGUACGUUAAAUAGGUAUAGGUAUAGUGCUUUUUUAUACGAAAAUCAUAGUUAUUCUGAUGUAUCAUAAUCUUUCUGGUUAUUAUUUCUACCGAAAUUUUUUAAUUAACAUUUUAAUUAUUGCUAAACUAUUGGUUAGAUUGUCGCCGGCCUUCUGAUUAAUAAUCUACUAUAAAAAAUCUUUCUUGUCAUCAAUUUAUUUAAUUAUUGAUAAAUAAUUACUUCCCUAAAGUUUUAAUUGAGAAUUGCAGAUUUUGUUGGGAAAACUCAGAUUUUCCGAGUAAAAUUUUUGUUGAAGGAAAUCGGAAAAAAAGUAGCUUUGCAGAACUAAAUUACGGUGAAUUUUUAUUUGAGUGUUUUUGGUUUAAAGGAAAAAUCGUAGGAGUUACAGAGCACUAAUUAAAAAAAAAGAAGAUUUGGGAGUGGUAAUUUGUUUAUAAAUAAAAUAACACACUUUCUGCUGACUUGUCAUACCCCAUAUUACUAAUAUAUGCAAUCUUAAGAUUCGAUUUUAGCAAUAAAAUAGCUGGUAAAUAACUUUUCCCAAAAAUGGCAUUUUUUCGAUAAUUUUCCCAGGCUAUCAACAAAUGUUGCGGUGGUUGCGUAGCCAAUAAAUCCAAUAAACCGGAGCACCAACCCAAAUUUUGAGCAGUAAAUUGUAACUAAUAUCGAAAUGAAUAAGAAUCGCUAUAAAUUGCGACCAUCAUGGCGGCGUCGAAAUUAAAUAUCGACCUCGAAAUGGAUUAGAAUCAGGGCCCAGAAUCAAAAAGAAAUAUUUUUGUCUCUUAUUUUAUUCUUAGUAGUUCAUCAUCAUCAUUGGCUCUACAACCCAUGGUGGGUCUUGGCCUGUUCCAGAAUCAGCUUCCAUUCCUUCCUAUCCCUCGCCUUGGUUUUCCAAUUUCGCAAUCCUAACACUCGCAAGUCGUCUUCCACCUGGUUCUUGAAUCGUGCUCUGGACCUGCCUCUUCUCCUAACUCCUAGGUCUGGAUCCCGCGUAUGUAAAAAAAGUUGAUUAAUAGCAAGCUGAAAAUUUGUUAAUAGCUUAAGGGUGUCUAGUCGGAUAAACUUUGAUAUAUGGGAACACUGGAACAGGGGCAGUUUUAAUUGUGGAACCGGUUAAAAAUUUGGAACGGUCAGACCACGAAAACUGUUCCAAAUUUUUAAUCUGUUCCACAAUUACAUCUUCCCCUGUUCCAGUGUUCCCAUAUAUCAAAGUUUGUCCGACUAGGCACCCUUAAGCUAUUAACAAAUUUUCAGCUUGCUAUUAAUCAACUUUUUUUUCAUACGAGGGAUCCAGACCUAUCCAUUCGGUCUUCGGUUUUAAAUGUCUAUCGACGGCUCCACCUCAUUUAUUCUCUCUAAAUGAGCUAGUCACCGCAACCUGUUUAUUUUGAUAGAUCUACCAGUACUAGGCUCACUAUAAAGGCGAUAAGGCUCAACAUUAUAGCUUCUACGCCAUAAUAUGUUUUCCUGCUAUUCUUAGUAUAUUACUAAGUUAAAUCUUCUUGUUGAUGUGCCUAUCCGUGACGAAUGUUGGCGAUCAUCAUGGCAAUCUUCACUUUAUCUGCAGCAACGCGGAAAAGCUGCACAGAUGUUGUGUUGAACCAGGUUCUGAGGUUCUUUAACCAGGAUGUUCUUCUUCUUGGACCUCGCUUUCCAAAUAUUUUUCCUUGCAGGAUGGCUUGUAGGAGGGCAUAUCUGGAUUCAUUUCGCAUAAUGUGUCCAAAGUAUUCCAACUUUCGAGAUUUGAUGGUGGUUAGUACUUCUCGGUUCUUCCCCAUUCUUCUAAGAACCUCCUCAUUUGUGACCUGAUCAGUCCAUGGGAUUUUAAGAAUUCUCCGAUAUAGCCACAUCUCAAAUGCUUCCAAUUUUCGGCACAUAUCCUCGUUUAAGGUCCAUGAUUCAACACCAUAAAAAAGGACAGAGAAGAUGUAGCAUCUCAGCAUUCUUACUUUUUUACCAAGAGAAAGGUUGUGGCUCUUGAAAAACGCCCCCAUACGGUUGAAGAUUGAUCUAGCUUUUCCGAUGCGCGCUCUUAUUUCUUGGUUGUUGGUCCAUUCUUCAUUUAUUAUGGUGCCGAGGUAGUUGUAGGGCCUCUCUUUCUACAGGGGUUUGGUUGAUAUAGAGUUGACCUUCUGUUAUUUUUUUCUUGCUGACGAUCAUAAGCUUUGUUUUCUUUACGUUUAUAUUGUGUCCAUAUUGUUGACUGUAAUACGUGAUUUUGUCCAUCAGGACUUGUAGGUUGUCCGCAAAUACUAUGGUGUCAUCUGCAUACCUGAUAUUAUUUAGCCGGUACCCGUUUAGUAGAAUACCUUUUUCAGUUUCGUGCAAAGCUUCGAUAAAUAUUCUUUCAGAGUAAAGAUUGAAAAUUAGGGGGGACAAAAUGCAGCCUUGCCUCACUCCACGCAUGAUUUUGACAUAUUCGGUGAGUUCACCGUCAACUCUGAGGUUUGCAGUCUGAUUCCAGUAAAAGUUUCUAAUUAUUUUCAGAUCUUGGUUGUUAAUUACUGCUUCUUUUAGUAUUUGCAUUAUCUUGGCGUGUUGUACUCGAUCAAACGCCUUCUCGUAAUCAACCAGACAUGCGUAUACGUCGCAAUUUACGUCUCUGCAUCUCUGGAAUAAGACUUGUAUUGAAAACAAAGCCUCUCUCGUACCAACAGCAUUUAUGAACCCGAAGUGGUUGGGCAAAAUUUUACUUUCACAUAGCUUGUAAAUUCUCAUAUGGAUUACCUUUAGCAACAAUUUUAGGAGAUGACUCAUCAGGCUUAUCGUACGGUAUUCUUCGCACUUUUUGGCUCCUGGUUUUUUUGGAAGUGCAAUAAACUCGAUUAUAGCCAUUCUGUUGGUAUUUGUCCAGAGUUGUAUUUAUGUUGUUGAAUAUCCUUGUGAUUAUUGCUAUUGAUUCGUUGUCCAUCAGUUUAAGUAGUUUUGCUUGUAUAUUAUCGGGACCUGCUGCUUUGCCAUCCUUAGCUGUGUUAUGGCAGAAUAAACUUCCUGCUGUAAUAUUCUUGGUCCAUCAUUUACUUCUUCUUCUAGCUCAAAGGUGUUAUCUCUUUGGUCUUCAAAUAGUUUUUCUAGAUAUUCUUUCCACGUUCUAAUUUUACUCUGUUUAUCUAAGAUGAUGUUUCCGUCAGAAUCAGUUAGAUUUCCCCUCUGUCUGCGUCUUAGUCCACCUGUGAGUUCUUUAACUUUCCUAUGUACAUUGUGACUAUCGUACUUUGAUUGUAGAAUCUCAAUUUCUUGGCAUCUCUCCAUUGCUUCUUUUUCUUUCGCUUCUCUAAUUUUCCUUCUUAUUGAUAUAUAUUGAUUGUUUUGUAUGUGUCGGGGUCAUUUGUGGCAUUUCUUCUUUCGUCCAUUAGUUUCAGGAUCUCAUCUGUCAUCCAUGAUUUCUUCUUGGUUAAUUUAUCUGCCUUUAAGUGUCUAUCCUUUACAUUUUGAACUAUUUCGGUCAUCUGUUUGAUCAUUUGUUCUUCGUUCGAUGCGUCUCUAAUUGCAGUCACUUGCUCGUUUAAAGUGGCUUGGACCCUCAUUUUCGUGUCAGGGUCUUUUAGCAUACGUAGGUCGUAUGAUUGUAAUUUCUUUUUCUGCACUAUUUUGAGUUUGGCGUGAAAUACUCCUGACGCGAAAGGUAAAUAAUUAUUAUUUAUUAUUCCGUAUAAGGUUGCACCUACAUUGGAUCCGUAUUUCUCCGAUCCGAUAUCGGCCGACGUCGAACUGCUCUGUGUAGCUUCUCCUAUCAAUCGCCCGAUAUCGGAUCGGAUCCGAGAAAUACGGAUCCAAUAUAGGUGCAGCCUUACAUAUCUUCCAUAAUAUUAAUGUACUCGGUUGGAAACCUUUUCGUAUUCAGUUCUUUCUAUAGGCUUUUUAGGGAGUAAUUAUCAUGUUUGCUCAAGAUCAAUAUACUUUUAUCUAAAUUUUAUACAGUUUUUUGCCGCCCUAAAUCUAAACAUAUAAACAAUUGAAAACUGUUUAUCGGUUAUACAAUCUUCUAUGCUAAUCUCUUUCUACUGACUUGACCCCCUGGAGAGAGUGUAGCAGUCGUGAUAUCUUAUUUGGUCAGUCUCCAUAGAUUUCUGUCCCUGGCCAUUUCUAUUACAUCAUGAAUAGAUCUUUUCUACUUUUAUUUUUAAUGUGUUUUUUUGGCAGACAUUUUCGAUCGUUUUAAUUAUUCCUAGAGGUAUCUAUCUUUAGUAAAACACAUCAUUUUACAUUUACGUUUAAUUUAUCCCUGCCAAAUGCUUUCUUAAGGUCCACAAAACAUAAAUAUGCCGGUUUGUUGUAUUCUAAUGAUUUUUCUUGAACUUGCCUCAUUAUAAAUAUAGCGUCGGUGUAUGAUCUUCCCGACUUAAAAUCUUGUUCUUCUGCUAAUGUUAUAAUUUCAUUCAGUUUGUUUGUUAUUACUUUGGAUUUUAAUGAUGUAUUCAAUAAGUUAAUUCGUCUGUAGUUCUUCGGGUUCGAUUUGCCUCAGUUUUUGAAAAGGGUAUUAGGAUGCUUGAUCUCCAUUCUUGUGGUAUUCUGUUUUGUUCUAGUAUUUUUUGGAUUAAUUUUAAUAGUUGUUUGGUCAGAUCUUAUCCUCCGUACUUUAGGAGUUCGUUUGACAUUCUGUCCUCUCUUGGUAAUCUUUUAUUUUUUAGUUUCCUUGAUGCUUUCUUUGACAUGUUAGUAUUCAUUACUUUCCUCUCUCUAAGUGUUAAUUAUGUUAUCUUUGAGUUUUUGUCAGCUUUCCUCGAUGUUAGCGUUUUCUUAUAUUUCGUUCUCAGCAAUUUUCUCUGCUAGUCUUUUUGUGUAUACGUAUUCCGUGGAUUCCGUAUUUACAUCUGCUGGGUUGAGUCAUCUUACGCUGAUUAUUUUUGAUGGAUAUAUUUAUCUCUUUCGGUUACAACAUAGUCUAUCAUAUAUCUUAACUAAUUCAAACACCUGAUUCUCCUAAUUUAUUAAUAUUUCCAGUAAUGAUUUUCCAACUUCCCUUGACGUAUUUUCUUUUGCAAAUUAAAAAAAUGGGUGAUAUUCAGAAUUCUUUACUUUUUAGGAACAUUUAUAUAGGUAAUUUCGCUAUAAAAUUUACUAGUUAUAUUUGUAAAAUAUUUAUUAUCAAUUUGUACAUAACAGGUUUGUAAAAAAAGGUAAAUAUAAACAUUUUUCUAGUUACAAAGCAGUGUUUUGUAUAAAAUAAAUAUUAAGUAAUGUCUACAAUCAAUUUGCACAACAAAUUUCCAAAUUAAAAACGAAGCAUGAAAAAGUAAAAUCAAACAAGGACGCCUGAAGUCGAGUAUUAUUGUCGUCAGAAUAAAUAAAAAAACUUGUAGUUUUAAUUACUGUUAAAAAUUGAAACUAAGUAUUUUUACCAAAUUUGACUACUCAGUAUGUUGUGGUAUGGACAUGAAACUAGACAUGAAAAAGGAUGUGGCAAUGUAAUAAAUGAAAGACUACAAUCAGAGUUAUUAGACUUUAAACCAGUUAAUUAAAUAAUCUGUAUUUUAAGAUUAGAGGGUGAAUGGUCCAAUUUAACCAUAUUCUCAGUGUCUGUUCCAAUGGAAGAAGCAUCGGAAGAUGAUAAAAGUGAAUUCUACGAAUCUCUAAAUCAACUAUACACACAAGCUCUUAGCCUUCUUCUAUGUGGGUAGCUUCCAUGACAAUUUGCCGAUAUUUUUCUCGAUCUUGCGGCAUGUAAAAUUUUUCUGCUGAUAAUCCAUUCCAUUGACGAAGGUUUUGGAGCAACGGAUAUUUCUUCUAGUCCAAGUAAUGAAGUUUAAAAUAGGAAAAACCUCUCAAUUUUUACAGAAUGGAUCGAUUUCCUUGAAAAUUUGAGAAUAAGUAGUGGAUAGUCCAAGGAUCAAAAUCUAUGUCAUGCCAAAAGGCGCUUUUGCCUUGGGGGUGGUUGCCACCCAUCUCGAGGGUGCAAUUUUUUUUUUAUAUUCUAAUCACAAAAGUUGGUAAAAACGUUUAUUCUAAGCAAAAAACGUUCCAUAUUUUUUUUGAUAAAAUUGAUAGUUUUCGAUUUAUGCGCUAUCGAAAAUAUUAGUUUUAUAUCGAAAAAUCAAUGUUUUUAAUAAGUUUUCUGCUAAUAACUCCAAAUGUUUUCGUUUUAUCAAAACAACUUUACUUGGCAAAAAUGUACCUUUUGAAAAAAUAAACAAAACCGUUUUUUUUUAAAUUUUCUUAUGGAAUGCUAAUGGCUUGACACAACACAAACAUGAGUUGUAUGCAUUUAUAGUUAAUCACCAAUUAGACAUAAUACUGAUUUCAGAAACACACUUCACGAAAAAAAGUUUCAUAAAAUUUCACAACUAUAAAAUAUAUCACACAACACAUCCAGAUGGAACUGCACAUGGUGGGACAGCAAUCAUUAUAAGAAACAACAUCAAACAUUACCAGACAACUCACUAUCAAAAAGCACAUAUUCAGGCCACAAAUAUAGUUGUAGAAGACUGGACAGGACCUAUAACUUUUUCAGCUAUAUAUUGUCCACCAAAACAUUCCAUUAAACAACCAGAAUUUAAAACCUUUUUUGAUACACUUGGACCUAGGUUUAUUUGUGGUGGAGACUACAAUUCAAAACAUCUAAUGUGGGGAUCUAGACUUAUUAAUACCAAAGGCCGUGAACUACAAAAAGAAAUACUAAUAGAUAAUCUGAACAUAGUAACCAGAAGGGAGCCAACAUACUGGCCUACAGACCCUGCGAAAAUUCCAGAUCUCCUCGAUUUUGCUAUAGUGAGAGGAAUAAAUGAAAAAUACUUUAAACCAAAGUCUUGUUACGAUUUAUCCUCUGACCAUUCACCUGUUAUCAUAACUGUAAGCAAAAACAUAACAAAAAUAGAAAGGAGCUGUAUAUUACACAACAACAAAACAAAUUGGAGUUAUUUUAGAUAUCAAGUAAAUAAUCAAAUCAAUUUAGACAUCCCACUAAAGACCGAUAAACAAAUCGAACAAGCAGUGGAACAUUUUAACACAGUUUUACAGGAAGCAGCAUGGAACUCAACACCAUUACCUACAAAUCGACAUAUGAACAAACACUGUUCCAAUACAAUACAUGAAAAAAUAAUUGAGAAAAGAAGACUCAGAAAACAAUGGCAAUUAUCAAGAUCACCUCAAAGUAAAACAAACCUCAAUAAAGCACAAAAAGACCUAAAAAAAUUGAUAAUAGCAGAAAAAAUGCAAGCUUUCAGGAAUACCUACAAAAACUAGAUGCAACUCAAGCUACUGACUACUCGUUAUGGAAGGCUACAAGGACUCUACGAAGGCAGAACUAUACAGUCCCACCACUAAGAACACAAACAGGACAAUGGGCGAGAAGUCCUCUAGAAAAGGCCGAAACAUCUGCUACCUUAAAAAAAGUCUACACCAAAUGAGGGAAAUUACUCACUACAAACUGAAGAAGAAAUGAUUUCGAUACUCACAAAACCUUAUCAACUAGAACUUCCUGAAAAAAGAUUCACAAAAAAUGAGGUAAAAAAUAUUAUACAACACAACAUCGAUCCAAAAAAGGCUCCAGGAUACGACCUGAUUACAGGAAAAACUCUUCAGCAAGUCCCAGAGAAAGGCUUCCAAUUUCUGACACAGUUAUUUAACUCUAUAAUGAGACUAGGUCAUUUCCCAUCACAGUAGAAACUAGCACAAAUAACAAUGAUACUAAAGCCAGGAAAAGAACCAGAAAAUGUACAGUCCUACCGUCCUAUUAGUCUUCUUCCAGUGGUAUCCAAAGUUUUUGAAAAGCUGACACUUACUAAGCUAAUGCCUAUACUAGAAAACAAAAAAACUAAUACCACCACACCAAUUUGGGUUUAUAAAACAACAUUCAACAAUACAAAAGGUACAUAGAAUUGUAGAGAGAAUCAACGAGGACUUUGAAAAUAAUAGGUACUGCUCGGCGGUAUUUCUGGACGUAAGUCAGGCAUUUGAUAAAGUCUGGCAUAAAGGCCUAUUAUGUAAACUAAAACAGAAUUUACCUACAAAUUACUAUAUACUCUUAAAGUCAUAUAUCACCAACAGAAACUUCCAGGUAAAGUAUGAGAAUGAAUACACAAACAUACAACAAAUUCUCGCUGGGGUGCCCCAAGGAAGUGUACUAGGACCUAUAUUAUACCUUAUAUUCAUUGCUGACUUACCGACAGAUACACAUAUCACUACAGCCACAUUUGCGGAUGAUACGGCAAUACUA
Molecule: messenger RNA, 12607 nt
Organism: Diabrotica virgifera virgifera (western corn rootworm)
Lineage: Eukaryota; Metazoa; Arthropoda; Insecta; Coleoptera; Chrysomelidae
Gene: su(w[a])
Product: protein suppressor of white apricot
Exons: 10
Coding region: 138-2900 (920 amino acids)
Biological process (GO): RNA processing; mRNA 5'-splice site recognition
Molecular function (GO): RNA binding
Source: RefSeq, a predicted model, not a curated record